Messenger RNA from Rangifer tarandus platyrhynchus (Svalbard reindeer), 573 nucleotides. NCBI's taxonomy places the organism in Eukaryota, Metazoa, Chordata, Mammalia, Artiodactyla, Cervidae. The record is from the annotation of a GenBank genome assembly.
AUGUUGAAUUUCAAGGGCUACCCCAAGGCCAUCGACAUCUGUUCUGUGGGCUGCAUCCUGGCAAAGAUGCUCUCCAGCAGGCCCAUCUUCCCCAGGAAACAUUACCUUAACCAGCUGAAACAUGUUCUGAGUAUUCUUGGAUCCUCAUCUCAGGAAGAACUGAAUUGGAUAAAAAAUUUAAAAGCUAGAAACUAUCUGCUCUCUCUUCCACACAAAAAUAAGGUGUCAUGGAACAGGCUGUUCCCAAAUGCUGACUCCCAAGCUCUGGAUUUACUGGACAAAAUGUUGACCUUCAACCCUCACAAGAAGAUUGAGGUGGAGCAGGCUCUGGCCCACCUGUACCUGGAGCAGUACUAUGACCUGAGUGAUGAGCCUAUCACUGAAGCACCCUUCAAGUUUGACAUGGAAUUGGACGACUUGCCCAAGGAAAAGCUCAAAGAACUCAAAUCUAAAAUGCCCUCCUUAUGUAAUCAUAUUUCACCGUUCCUUGAGUUACAAAACAUGAAGAAACCAUUCUUAGCUAAUCUAAUUUUAAUGAUUUUUCCUUUUUGUCAAAAUUCCUACUCUUUAUAG